Molecule: messenger RNA, 3009 nt
Organism: Triticum aestivum (bread wheat)
Lineage: Eukaryota; Viridiplantae; Streptophyta; Magnoliopsida; Poales; Poaceae
Exons: 8
Coding region: 293-1339 (348 amino acids)
Source: RefSeq, a predicted model, not a curated record
GUGAAGUGAAGCAAGGCAGAAUCUUCUCCUCCCAACUCGCCUCGCGCCACUCCGCCACCCUCCUCUCGCUCCCGCCGCCAGCCCGCCAUCGCCAUGGAUGGAUGAGCUUGCUUGCCCUGUCUCGUCUCCGAGUAACCCAAAUCCCUCACGCGCACCACACCAUCAGACCCCUCGCUCCGCUAGCUUCCCGUCAGCACGCAUUGCAUCGAGCUCCUCUGCCCUCCUCAGCUCUCAGGUCACUCACUGCUAGCUCACCGGAGCGACCGAGGAAAAAAAUCCAACUGCCGUCCCCAUGAGCGGCGGCGUCUCGGGCGCGGCCUCGCCGGAGGUCGGAAGCGGCGACGAGUGGCCGCGCAUCUUCGACCGGGUCGAGGCGCUGCUGCCGCGGGUCGAGGAGCUCGCCGCCGACCGCGCGCGCAGCAGGGCCCACCAGGAGUCGUCGGAAGCCCGCGAGAACGCCCUCCAUGCCCGCCUCCUCCAGGCGGAGGCGAGCAGGAGGAGGUGGAAGGCGGCCUACACGGAGCUGCCUCCCGGUGCCAAUCCCAAGCUCGCCGAACUUCAAGAAAAUGACUUGGUGGAUUCCAAAGCCUGUGAAGGGAUUAUUUAUGCCGGUGGCUCUGAUCCAGAGAUACAACAGGGGGGCUCCAGAAAUGGCCGACAGUUCAGUCAGAACAACGAGGAUCAUGAGGACACCGCAAGAGACUUGAAAGCAGAACUAAAUAAACUGAAGCAAGUUUAUGGGACAAUGAGCUCAAAAAAGGAUAAGGAAGUUUCUGAAUUACUUGUAGUGCAGAAUUUCCUGUGGAACCAAUUGAGGACAAUGGACAAGGACAACACAGCGCUCCUUAAAAUGAAAGAAGUGGAGGCAGCUCAAGCUACUGAAGCAGCCCAAAAGGUUCAGCAGAAUGUAGAGGAGCUGCAGGUGGCUGCCCGAAAUAAGGAUGCUGAGAUUGACAGAUUGAGAGCAGAGGCUGCUAAUGCAAAAACAAGGGUACUGGUUCUUGAGGGUAAGCUGCUGGAAAUGCAAUCCUUGGUUAAGGAGAAGAACGAUGAAAUACAAAAAAUCAGAAGUGGGCAACCUGAGAGUCUGAAAUGCAAAUGCGCCUCUUCUCUAUCAAAUGAGACUAGUCAAAAGCGCAGGAAGCUUACCAACGAGAUGCAUUUUGGACAGUGCACGACUAGAAAAAAAAGCAAGGGUUGCAACUUCCCUGGUAUGCAUCCAUUGGCGAAAAAGAACCAAGUAUCGUUGAAUUGUUGGUUGAUGCUGUUAGAGCAUGAAGAUUUUUACCGUUAUAUUCCUCAGUGUGGUGGAGGUUAUGUACUUGCCAGAGGGCCAUGAAGCAUAUCUUGAUGGAAUGCGGUUAUCUGAUAGUUGCCCAUGUGAUCGGAUCAAAGACCUUAAAGCUGUAGAGCUUUGCAGAAUUGAGGGUCUUGGUUAUUCAGCUUAUGGUGAAAUCUGUUGUACAUUAGCACUUAAAUUCAUUGAUGACACUUCAAGCGGAUUUGGCAAACAGUUUAUAAUCACAUUGCUUGAGCUGGCUGACUUUUCUGAUUUUCUUGUGGAAAGAACACGGUUUGAAGCUACUAUUGUGCAGAACUGGACUAUCAGAGAUAAGUGCAAAGUUUGGAGCAUGGAUGAUGGAGAGGAAGAACGAAGUUGGUGGGAGGGACAUGUGUUGGCAAUAACACCUGAUUCGCCUGAUUUUCCUGAGAGUCCAUGGCUUAAAUAUGCUAUACAGUUUUAUGAUGGCUCUGACUUUCUGUAUAGCCCCUGGGAGCUCCAUGCUGCUGGCCCAUUGGUUCCAUGGAAACAUCCACAUAUUGAUUCCAGUAUCAGGAAUAAACUGUUAUCAGCAGUGACCACUUUACAGAAAAUGUCUCACAAAAACCAGGAUUACUAUGGUGUUCUGAAGUUGGAUACUGUUGUAGGAGAAUCAGAUUUCAUAAACAGGUAACUCCUUUAUGGUUGGCAAAUCUUGUGGCAUGCAUGAAACAUAGAUUUUGCUAAUUGACAUUCUGUCAUUAAAGUCAAAGAAAUGCUGUGUUGACCUGCUGGCUGUGCCUCAACAAGUCCCAUUUUCCAUUUCAAUUAUGAGGCAUAGUUGUUAGAAUACAUUUAUUUAAAACAAGGUGUUGCAUUAAAUUGUUAUGUUAUUUUAUUAUCUGUUUCGUCAAUAUAUAUGCUAAUAGGAUGAGCAUCUAGAAUAUCAGAAGGCCCUGUGUAAAUUUGUAUGAAUGUUUAUUUCAUACUGAAUCUUCAUAGUACUUAUCCUUGCAAGGGUUGUUGCUGUAUUACAGAUACUCCUACACAUUGUAGAAGUAUGUUUCUGAGAAUUGGUGCCUCCUUUCCUCAACAUUGUUGGUUUGGAAAACUGUUUCACACGGAGUAUAAUUGAUGCUUUUUAUCUAUGAAGUACUCCCUCCCUCCCAUAAUAUAAGACGUCAUUACAUCCAUUAUACUCACAUAUUGGAUUUAAUAACGUCUUUAUUAUGGGAUGGAGGGAGUUAACAUACAUCUAAGAAAUAUAUAUUUUUGUCUGCACAAAUUUAGGUUUCCUGUCCAGUUUUCCAUCGAAGUGAUCAGGGCAAGACUGCAGAACGAUUACUACAGAACUCUGGAUGCUGUCCAACAUGAUGCGACUGUGAUGCUUGCCAAUGCCAAGUCUUGCUUCUCAAAGAGCUCUGUAAUGACCAAAAAGAUCCACAGGCUAUCAGAGUGGGUCAAUGAUAACAUUCAAUCGCUGUAGGGAAAGGUGCUUCUGUGCACUCCAUUGGCAUCCGUCCUUUUUUUCCCACCUGAAUUUACCUAUCAGCCAGUGAGACGAUCCUUACGUGUGUUACCUUUUGUUAGAGGAAUGCUCCAAAGUUUUUUUUUUUGAAAGAUCCAGCGUCAUACUGGCAUUUCAUUGAUAAGCAGGAAGCAAUGGAGAAAAUACAAAGGGCGAGGUGCAGGUCCUAGGACCAGUUUUGUUACAACACUGUAACCUCGAAAACAAAUGUUGGCCUAAA